Messenger RNA from Lepus europaeus (European hare), 7104 nucleotides. RefSeq names its product zinc finger protein 271-like. Gene Ontology annotation, biological process: regulation of transcription by RNA polymerase II. The record is from RefSeq and is a predicted model, not a curated record. Gene Ontology annotation, molecular function: DNA-binding transcription factor activity, RNA polymerase II-specific; RNA polymerase II cis-regulatory region sequence-specific DNA binding. The transcript is spliced from 4 exons. The coding region runs from base 260 to 2926 and encodes 888 amino acids. Lineage: Eukaryota; Metazoa; Chordata; Mammalia; Lagomorpha; Leporidae.
UCGGCGUUGGGAACAGAAGUUCAAGAGGCCGCGCUGCUCCUUCUCCCGCAUUCACUGGGGAGUCUUGCUCUGCAAGUGCAGUUGCAGGCGGUUCGGGAGCGCAGCCCCAGACCUGCCGCCCGCCGCUUCUGUGCCUCUGCAUCUGCCACCGUGGGUCCCCAGUUCCAGUGACUUCUCCUGUCCCACCCUCUCCGCUCUGCUCCCCGUGUGUCCUGAAGAAAGGGGACCUGCUCCCGAGAUUUUCCACGGCAAAGUUAACAUGUUGACUGGAAGUGUAAUGUUACAGGUGAUGAUAGCAUUUGAAGACCUGGCUGUGUACUUUACCUGGGAGGAAUGGCAGAAAAUGAACAAUGCUCAGAAAACCCUGUACAGAGAUGUGAUGCUGGAGACCUACAGCAGCCUCUUCUCCUUGGGGCACUGCAUUACCAAACCUGACUUAAUCUUCAAGUUGGAGCAAGGAGAAGAGCCAUGGAUGGUGGACAAAUGCUUGAAUCAGAGCCUUUCAGUGGUCAUGAAAAUGGAUGACCUGAUUAAGAGCAACCUGGAAAGUCAGGACAAAAAUCUGAAUCAGGAUUUUAUGAAAAAUAACAAGACAUCAGCUCACAAGAGAGUUGAAUUAAGAAAAACCCUUAGUUUAAAUUCAAGCCAUAUUCCAACAAUGAUUAUUAAAAAGGGAAUCUAUUCAGGAUUGAAGCCUGAGGAAUGCAAUAAAUGUCACACUGUGUAUCCCCACAGUGGGCCUGAUCAACUACAGGCUGGAGAGAAAUUUGAUAACACCAAGAUACCUGGAAAAUCUCUCCAGUUCUGUGAGCCUCUUAGUCAGUAUGACAAUAUUCACAUCAUGAAGCAGCCAUUUGGACCCACUGGACAAGCAAAAGUCUUCACAAGAAAGAUGUUCUGUAAAUCUGAGAGGGUUCAUAUGGCAGAAAACUGUAAUAAAUCAACUGUCACUUUUGGAAAAGCAACUCAAAUAGAAAAAGCUAUCCAUGAAAAUUCUAGCCUCAAUAUGCAUCAACAAACUCACACAAGAAAGAAAUUUUAUAAGUACAUUAAGUAUGUUGAACCUGUCAUUCACCAGUCACAUCUUGCAAUAAAUCACAGACUAAAUACAAGGGAAAAACUUUACACAUGUAACCCUUGUGGAAAAUCACUCAGUAUUAAUUCACCUUAUGAAUGUAAUGACUGUGGAAAAGACUUUGGACAAAAGUCAGUCCUCAGGAAAUGUCAACAAAUUCACACAGGAGAGAAACCACAUGAAUGUAGUGAUUGUGGAAAAGCCUUUACACAAAAGUCAUACCUCAUAAACCAUCAGCGAAUUCACACAGGGGAGAAACUUUAUAAAUGCCUUCAUUGUGGAAGAGGCUUUCUGUGGAAGUCAGCCCUCAUCAUACACCAGAGAAUUCACACAGGGGAGAAACCUCAUGAAUGUAAUGACUGUGGAAAAGCCUUUGGAUGCAAGUCAGCCCUCCUCAUACACCAGCGAAUUCACACAGGGGAGAAACCUCAUGAAUGUAAUGACUGUGGAAAAGCCUUUGGACGCAAGUCACACCUCAUGAAACAUCAGCAAAUUCACACAGGAGCAAAACCACAUGAAUGUAGUGAUUGUGGAAAAGCCUUUACACAAAAGUCAUACCUCAUAAACCAUCAGCGAAUUCACACAGGGGAGAAACUUUAUAAAUGCCUUCAUUGUGGAAGAGGCUUUCUGUGGAAGUCAGCCCUCAUCAUACACCAGAGAAUUCACACAGGGGAGAAACCUCAUGAAUGUAAUGACUGUGGAAAAGCCUUUGGAUGCAAGCCACACCUCAUCAUACACCAGCGAAUUCACACAGGGGAGAAACCUCAUGAAUGUAAUGACUGUGGAAAAGCCUUUGGACGCAAGUCACACCUCAUGAAACAUCAGCAAAUUCACACAGGAGAGAAACCACAUGAAUGUAGUGAUUGUGGAAAAGCCUUUACACAAAAGUCAUACCUCAUAAACCAUCAGCGAAUUCACACAGGGGAGAAACUUUAUAAAUGCCUUCAUUGUGGAAGAGGCUUUCUGUGGAAGUCAGCCCUCAUCAUACACCAGAGAAUUCACACAGGGGAGAAACCUCAUGAAUGUAAUGACUGUGGAAAAGCCUUUGGAUACAAGUCACACCUCAUAAACCAUCAGCGAAUUCACACAGGGGAGAAACCUCAUAAAUGUAAUGACUGUGGAAAAGCAUUUGGACAGAAGUCACACCUCACCAUACACCAGCGAAUUCACACAGGGCUGAAACCUCAUGAAUGUAAUGACUGUGGAAAAGCCUUUGGACAAAAGUCACACCUCAUCAUACACCAGAGAAUUCACACAGGGGAGAAACCUCAUCAAUGUAAUGACUGUGGAAAAGCCUUUGGAAACAAGUCAGCCCUCCUCAUACACCAGAGAAUUCACACAGGGCAGAAACCUCAUAAAUGUAAUGACUGUGGAAAAUCCUUUGGAUGCAAGUCACACCUCAUGAAACAUCAGCGAAUUCACACAGGGGAGAAACCUCAUGAAUGUAAUGACUGUGGAAAAGCCUUUGGACGCAAGCCAGACCUCAUCAUACACCAGAGAAUUCACACAGGGGAGAAACCUCAUGAAUGUAAUGACUGUGGAAAAGCCUUUGGACACAAGUCACACCUCAUCAGACACCAGCAAAUUCACACAGGACAGAAACCUCAUAAAUGUAAUGACUGUGGAAAAGCAUUUGGACAAAAGUCAGACCUCAUCAUACACCAGAGAAUUCACACAGGGGAGAAACCUCAUGAAUGUAAUGACUGUGGAAAAGCCUUUGGAUGCAAGUCAGAUCUCAUGAAACACCAGCGAAUUCACACAGGGGAGAAACCUCAUGAAUGUAAUGACUGUGGAAAAGCCUUUGGACGAAAGUCAGGCCUCAUCGUACACCAGCAAAUUCACAAAAGGUAGAAACCUCAUGAAUGUAAUGGCGAUGGAAAGGCCUUUGGAUGAAAGUCAGACCUCAUGAAACAUCAGCGAAUUCACACAGGGGAGAAACCUCAUGAAUGUAAUGACUGUGGAAAAGCAUUUGGACGAAAGUCACACCUCAUCGUACACCAGAGAAUUCACAUGGGGCAGAAAUCUCAUGAAUGUAAUAACUGGCAAAGCCUUUGGACACAAGUCACACCUCAUCAUACACCAGAGAAUUCACACAGGGCAGCAACCUCAUAAAUGAAAUGACUGUGGAAAAGCCUUUGAACACAAGUCAUACCUCAUAUUACACUAGAGAAUUCACACAGGGGAGAAACCUCAUAAAUAAUGAUUGUCGAAAAGCCUUUGGCCAUAAGUUAGGCCUCAUGAUACAUCAGCGAAAUCACACAGAGCAGAAACCUCAUGAAUGUAAUGACUGUGGAAAAGCCUUUGUAUGAAAGUCACACCUCAUAUCACACUGGAGAAUUCACACAGGGGAGAAAACCCAUGAAAGUAAUGACCAAGGGAAAGCCUCUGGAUAAAAGUCAAUCCUUUAGAAACAUCAGAGAAUUCACACAGGGAGGAAACCUCAUGAAUGUAAUGACUUUGGAAAAGCCUUUUGACAAAAGACAAAACUCAUAUCACAGCAGAGAAUUCACACAGGGUAGAAAACUCAUGAUUGUAAUAACUGUGGAAAGCAUUUAGCCAUAAGUCAACCUUCAUCAUGCAUCAGGGAAUUCACACAGGGCAGAAACCUUAUGAAUAUAAUGACUGGAAAAGCCUUUGGACAAAAGUCAAACCUCAUAAUGCACCAGAGAAUGCACACAGUGUUGAAACUUCAUGAAUGUAAUGACUGGAAAAACUUGAUUUUAACUUCCAACUCCAAAUGCAUCAGAGGAUUCACACAGGGAAAUAACCUUAUAAAUGUAAUGACUGUGGAAAAACUUGAUUUUAACUUCCAACUCCAAAUGCAUCAGAGGAUUCACACAGGGAAAUAACCUUAUAAAUGUAAUGACUGUGUAAAAGCCUUUUUCUAUAAGUUAUAUCAAAACAGAAUUCACACAGGGCAGAAACUGUAUCAAUCUAAUGAGUGUGGAAAAGCCUUUAUAAAUCAUAUGUUGUAAAUCAUAGCUCAUAUCACACCAGAGAAUUCACAUCGGAGAGAAACUUCAUGAAUGCAAUGACUGUAGAAAAGCCCUUGGCAAUAAGUCACAUCUCAGAAUGCGUCAGAAAAUUCACAUGAAAAGAAACCUUUUGGACAUAAUGACUUGGAAAGCUUUUUCCCAUAGUUCAGCCCUCAUUGCACAUCAUCUAAUUCAUAUGUGGGAAAACACUUUGUAUACAAUGCAUAUGGAAAAGCCUUUAUCCAUAAGUAACACCCCAUAAAAUAUCAGAAUUCACAUGGGGGAGAAACCAUAUGAAUGGAAUGAGUGUUGGAAAACUAUGCCAAUAUCACACAAUAUAACAUCGAGAAUUUAUUACAUGGUGGAAAUCUUGUAAUAAAUGUGGAAAAGUCUUUUGUCAGAAGGAAUACCUCAUAACACAUGUAGUUCAAACAAGGGAUAGAACUUAAGAAUAUAAUGAAUGUGAAGGACUUUUUCCAAAAUCAACAUAACCAUGUGACAGAGCCAUUUGCUGGAAAUUACAUCCCAUACAAUAGGUACUCCCAUAAGGAAGAAAGGUUGGGACCAGCGCUGUGGCACAGUAAGUUAAAGCCCUGGCCUGAAAUGCUGGCAUACCAUGUGGGCACUGGUUCUAGUCCCGGUUGCUCCUCUUCUGAUCCAGCUCUCUGCUAUAGCCUGGGAAAGCAGUAGAAGAUGGCCCUGCACCCAUGUGGGAGAUGCAGAAGAAGCUCCUGACUCCUGGCUUUGGAUUGUGGCAGCUCCAGCCAUUGCAUCCAUCCAGAGUUAGGAGUUAGGAGUCUCCACUUGGCUGCUUGCCUGAUGCAGACACAAGCUGGCGCAGAUGUUAUGUAUGUCCAAAAUGGCUCCUGCUCUAUCAGCUUGCAUGUCUUUGUGAGGUGAUUGGAGAGAGAGAAACAUGUCUGUACUGUCCCUUUUUUUUCUCUCUCCUCUAGUUUGGCUGGCACACUUUCCCUUGGAUACUUAAGCCUCAUUUCCUCUAGUUUCCUGCCACAUUUUUGCCGGUGGCUCAGGCUACUGUGGUCUUGUCUCACCUCACUUUCCAGUUCUGGUGCAUAGGCUCUCAGCUGUUGGAGUCGUGAUCCGUGGGCACCAUGCCAUCCAUGUGGGUUCACUGCGUCCCUCUAAUAUCAGUAGAAUUCCCUCUGUCAUUUUUUACCUAACUCUUCCCUGAGACUACUCUAUUUCCACUUUUUAAAAACUAUUUUCUCCUGGGCUAGAGCAGUAAGCUCCCUCCCUACUCCACCAUCCAAUUAUUAGCCCAUCUCUAUAUGAUUAUGACUCUGUUUCUGCCAAAUUACUAAUUUAUAUACCAUAUAAUCAAAAUUAAAUGCCUUCCAUGGAGUGCAUAUUUAUUUUGUCAUUUACUACUGUCACCUGCAUGUGUAAUGAGUAACCUGAUUUGUAACAUUCCUAACACAGGGAAAUGAUGGGCCCCAUGGUUUGAUUUAUAAUUGUGUGGUCAUCUACUCACUCUAAAUGCUGGAAGUUGUCCCAGCAACUGUCAUGUGUAUAGGAUUUGAGUACAUUGCAGUGCCAGCACCAUCAUGGUCAUCAGCAUAGGAUACAUUCUUAAUGUUUCUAGAUGCUCCUGGAACUUUAAAUUAUUUUCUGAUUGUGGAAAUUUUCCAAACUACAAGUCUAUAUCAUACUGUAAUUUUUCCAGUUUAUUCCAGACUGUUUUUCCACCAAAUAUUCAUCCACAUAUUUGUUUUUAAUUAUGGCUCACAUUAAAAUGACAUUGUUACUAAGGGCAAGACAAAGUUUUAACUUCCAUGUGCAUCAAUUUUCUAUAUUUUGUCUUUCAUUUUAUUAAUUUCAUCUGAGUAUGUCAAUAUCCACAUGGAAAGCAAUCUUAGCACUGCCAAUGUAUGAUGAUUCUUUUGGGCACUUAUAUUUUCAUGUCAUGAAUGCACUAAAUAAUGUUCAAGUUGUCUUAGCAAUCUCCAUCUUUAUGGCCUAUCAAAUAAUUUUAGAACAUUACAUUCUUUUACACUUUCAAGGACACUUUUUUAUAGCUUCUUUAUAUUUCGAGAAUCAAAAUUGUCAUUCUCUUUAAAAUUUCCAUUCAUUAGAUCAAGACAAUUUUAUCUUGGUUUUAAAAUUACUGAAUUUAAUGGCAUAAACUUUCUUUGAUUUAAGAAAGCACAGAUUUUCUGUAUUUAAAUGUGUAUUGAGGGCUACUUUUAUUAAUAUCUGUUACAUCUCCUUGUAACCUUAUUCCUGCUUCUACUAAAUUUACCAUUUGUACACACAACUAUCAAUAUAAAACAUAUAUUGCAAUGAAUACAUGUCUCUAUUUUUCAUGUUGAUUCAAAUUUAUUAUUACCACCUCAAUAAAUAAUAACCUAAUUUGUGCCAAUUCUAGUGCCGGGCACUUCAGGCUACCAUGAUUUACUUUAUCAUUGUAAGGCUAUCAAAUUCUGGCAGAUGUCCAAAUUUUAUUUUCACAGUAUAUGAGAACAAUUUAGGGCCAGUUCCAUCACUCAUUAGCAGGAGAUUUCAUUCUUAGCUUUAUAGACAUUCAUGGAACUUGAAAUUAACCUUUAAUUAUGAAAAUUUGUUAAUUUUUAAAUUCACUGGAGUCACUCUUUUGCACAAAUACUUUAGUCUAGACCAAUCCUAACCCUGUGAAUCUGUGGCCAUGGUGAUUUAAUUUUUAUUGUAAGAUCAUCAUCACCCCCAACAUUCUGUAAGUUGCCUUCUGGAAACUGUCAGGUACACAGUGUCUCAGGGCCAUUUUAGCCAAGGGUAAUAAUUCUUUCUCCUCAACAUAGUAUAUAUAUGAAUAUAUGUAACAUAUAUAACAUACAUAUAUUUUAUUCAUAGAUAAAUUUGCCACUGUGUUUCUAGAUACUAGUAUAUUUCCUGAAAAUUAUGUGGGAAAAUAGUGGGAUCUUAAUGUUAUUUUUAUCCCAGAAUUAUGUAUGUUUAUUUAAUUUUAGAGGCUGGUAGACUUGGAGAAACAGAGAAACAGACUUUAUGAGCUACAACUUGAUGGCUUACUCUUCAUUCUUGUAAUUUUCAGAAAAUGGA